UAAACCCAGCGAGCCGUCGAUCCCCUUCCCCAGGCGGCGGUCGACCGGCCGCCGGCCAUGUCCCCGCCGGCGCCGCACCUCGUAGACGAGAUCCUGGAGGAGAUAUUCCUGCGCUUGCCCACCCCACAGGCUCUCGCCCGCACCGCCUGCGCCAGCCCCUCCUUCCGCCGCAUCGUCACGCAGCGCUCCUUCCUCCGCCGCUUCCGCAAACUCCACCCGCCGCCACUCCUAGGGUUCGUCACCGCCGGCGAAGGUGGCUUCGCUCCGGACCAGGAACCCCACCCCUCCGCGCCAAUCGCCCGCGCCCUCGCCGACGCUGCUGAUUUCACCUAUUCAUUUGUCCCAGAUCUUAGCGCCGAUGGUGGCUCGUUCACCGCAUGGUCUCCCUGCGACAUCCGCGACGGCCGUGUGCUCCUCGAGUCCCCACCCCGCUUCCUCCGGACAUACGCCAGCACCUUUAGCACAACACUCCUUGCGGUGUGCGACCCCUUGUCAAGGAGGUACGUGCUGCUCCCACACAUACCUGUGGAUCUGUAUCAACAGGGCAACCGGGAGAAGAGGCUUUAUCAUUUCCAGCACAGGCUCGCUCCCACCGGCGAGGACGAUGAGGAUGAGACGUCGUUCAGGGUGAUCUGCUGGGUGCACUUCAAGGACAAGAUGGUCGUCAUUGUCUUCUCUUCCGCCUCCGGACAAUGGUCUGUAGCUGCGACUCCCAGCUGGAGUUCACUUGGCUUAGUUAAUCUAAGUUGGCGUGGGCCAAAGAACCGUUUUAAGAACUCUUGCGGCUGCUUUUACUGGACGGAUCGGUGGAAGGGCGAUAUGAUUGUGAUGGACACGCGGACCAUGGAGUUCUCCACUGCCAACAUCCUCGACAGCGACCAUAUGCAGGUUAUGAAUCUGCCUGAACAGAGCAAGUGCACGUCUGCCGUUGUUGUGCCUACAGAAGGAGCGUUUGAGAGGUUCACUGUUGUUUACAGUCCAAAUGGCUCAUUUCAUCUAUAUCAUACCACUCAGCAGAGUAACGAUGGUUCUUGUCAGCUAAAAGUUGUUGUACCGUUGCCUCGUGGAUCCCGCUAUUAUACCGUGUGUGCAACUGACGGAUUCGUGUUCCUUCAAGGCAUUCCAGAUCAAGCUCAGUCAGGAGAUCUCAUAAUAAGAAUUUCUAGGGACCUGCACCAAUUACUAGAUUUAUUUUCGCUGGAGGUCAAGACAUCUCAACUUAAGAAGGUCUGUGGACCAGCACCAGUUUCCAAAUGUCUUCACUCCUACUUUGGCUUCCCACCAUCAAUGUCAAAACCGAGUUUAUGAAGUGGCAUCUCCACCGCCGUGUUGAGUAUUGGACGCCGGUUGCUCCCAAUUAACACGCACGUCAACUUCGAUCUGUAGCCAGAGAGUCGUCCGUCCCCAGCGGGCAGCAGCCCUGCCCUACCUCGAUUCCCUGACGGCCAUUGCUGCAGAGUUCAUCUGGUCUGGUGCGUGCUUGCCGGCUGCCGCCCCUGUCCGCUCUGCACCUAGGCGCCUUGGAGCUUGGCUUCCCUGUACGGCUCCGUUUGGCUGAUCCAAAGUGCCAGAGCCAAAUUUGAACACUUAUUUCAGUACGUUGCAUCAAGGACAUUUCCUGUAGAACAUAUGUAUGAACAUGGAAAGCCAAGAUCCUUUCAGAGAUACUACAAAUGUUGUGAAGGUUGAUUCCACAUCUUCGUCAUCGUCAAAAGGGAAACAAGUACUUAUUGCUGGAGAGGCGAAAUUUUAUCCAAUUGAAGACAAGAAUGCCAUACAAAUGACUCCUUCUCAACGCAAGCAUUAUCGUGAUCGGGAAAGAUAUCUGCAAAUGACUCCAGCCCAAAGAGAAGCCUAUUUGCAAAGAAAUCGUAACUAUAAAAGAUUAAGGCGAGAUGAUACUGCAAGUCGUGAUCGUUCUGACAUCUACACCUGAUCAAUUGAAGAUUUGCCAUCCAAAAAGUGGAACUCGGUUCAAGAUCAGUCCGUCUGGCAUAUAUGUAUCACUAAUUUCAUCAGAAGAUCAAGCUGCAAACAAUAACUUUACAAAUCUAGGGAUGCUUAAGCGGCACCAUGGCACUAAUGUAUACUCAGAACAAACAUCUGAACAUGGAGAAAUAUUCUUUCAAGAGAGCUGUGACUAUAAAAAAAAAAAGAAAGUCAGAUGAGGCAAGUUGCAGUACCACAAUUA
Molecule: messenger RNA, 2191 nt
Organism: Brachypodium distachyon (stiff brome)
Lineage: Eukaryota; Viridiplantae; Streptophyta; Magnoliopsida; Poales; Poaceae
Exons: 4
Coding region: 58-1308 (416 amino acids)
Molecular function (GO): protein binding
Source: RefSeq, a predicted model, not a curated record